CCAAGCCAACCACCAAGAACCGGAUUACCAUCAAAGUUUAAUGAAGAUGAAGGACUACCACUCACUAGGAGGAGUCAGCAGCAGCAGAAGAAGAGACUCACUGGAUGACUCAGAACUAGAGGAGGGGGAGGAUGACGAAGACUACAUCAUCAACCAAACACUACUCAACCACCACCAACUAACACCCAACAGCCACUCACUACUGCCCAGCCCAGCAUCACAGAAGAACCAACAACAACAACAACCAGCACCAGGACUAUUCAGUUACUCAAACAAGAACAAGAACAAGAAAUCAACCAUCAGAUCCAUCUCAUCCAUCCUCAUCCUCGGCUCACUGGCAAUCGGCCUACUCAUCUGGUUCAACCAUCAACCCACCACUAACAACAACAACAACCAAUCCACUCUCAGCACUAUCAACCCAAACAUCUUCAAUCAAUCCCCCGAUGGCCUCGCAAGGAUCUCCCUCAACGACGCCCUCGCAGGCCGAUUCUACGUCAAUCGUCACUCCAUCAGCUGGUUAGAUGAAGCAGGCGAUGGGGUCUACUCCGAAAUCACUUCCACUGGAAUCAUCCUCAAGGAUCUCAAGAACAAUUCUACCAAGCCACUCAUCCAAUCACACGAACUAGUAGACCCCCAGCAUCGACCUAUCUAUCCUGAAGCUUUCACCGUCUCAUCCGACCUCAGAUACAUCUUGGUCUCCACUAACUCCCAGCCACAGUGGAGACACUCCAAAUUCAGCCAUUAUUGGAUCUAUGACACCUUGCAGCGUACCGUCACUUCUCUUCGUCCGGACAUUUCACCCGACGAACCUCGUAUUUCGAUUGCUCUAUGGUCCCCCACCGGUCACUCGAUUGCUUAUGUCCUCGACAAUGAUAUCUAUCUGCUCACUUCUCCCGACCAAGUUCACUCUCCACUCAGAAUAACUAUCACCGGUACGCCCACGAUCUUCAAUGGGAUUUGCGAUUGGGUUUACGAGGAGGAAGUCCUCGAAGCCUCAGAAGCACUUUGGUGGUCUCCAGAUUCCAAUAAACUGGUCUGGUUGAGCUUGGACGAAUCAAACGUACCGAUCUACGAACUCAAAACUUACAACCCCACCAGUACAGUCGGAAACACCACUCCAUAUCCAAACAAGACCAAUAUGAAGUAUCCCAAACCGGGCUUCAGUAAUCCGAUCGUCAGUGUCCACGUCUUCGAUAUACAGGCCCAUCAGGAUGCCAUGGGCAACAAUCCCGUCAAGGAUGCCGUCAGCCAACUUGUGCUCAACUCCGAAUUCAAUGAUGACGACCGAAUCGUCAUGGAAGUCGCCUGGGUCUCCGGACACGAACUGAUCGUCCGUCAAACCAAUCGGAUCGCCACUCGUGAAAAGACUGGCUACUUCGAUCUGUCCCAACUUGCUAGCUAUCGAGCUGUCUCCCCUACCACUCAGGGAAGAGUAGUCAUGGACCUCGAUUUUGUGAAAUUCGAUGGUGGAUGGUCUGAGCCGGGACAUUUCAUCAAACCGAUCAUAACUGGCAAGGACUUCGCACCCGGUUAUCUAGACAUCCGCAUCAAUCAAGCCGGUUUUCGCCACAUCGCUUACUUCUCACCUCCUGAUGCCCAGUCGCCAAUCUUCUUGUCCGACGGGGAAUGGGAGGUUGACGGUAAAAUCUCCGCGGUUGAUUUCGAGAAAAAUUUGGUAUACUUUGUUGCAGCCAAUCCGAGUAUGGAAAGACACUUGUAUUCAGUCAAGUUGCCUACAAAAGCCGAGCUUAAUCAAUUGAGAACAGAAAAAGUAGCCGACUUACGAGGGGUCUCCCCAGUCACACCAAUCACUACUGGGGUUGGAUACUACGACGUUAGUUUCUCCAGCAUGGGCGGAUUUUAUCUUUUGAGCUAUAAUGGACCAAGCACACCUUGGCAAAAACUCGUUAAGGUCGAAGAUCCUACUUUUCAAAUCUUAGUCGAAGAUAAUUCAGCUUUGAAUACGACUUUGAGUAAGUAUGCUCUUCCAACGGUCCAUUACACAUCGAUCAAGAAUUCAAUUCAACAAGAUAUGAACAUUCAAGAGAUUCGACCGUAUCAGAUGGACUUGUCCGGAAAGACUAAAUAUCCGGUCUUGUUCAAAGUAUACGGUGGCCCGAAUUCACAGACGGCAUCCAAGAAAUUUGGGAUAGAUUGGAGUUAUUUCUUAGCCUCGAGCAUGGAUUAUUUAGUGGUCUAUGUUGAUGGACGAGGGACUGGUUUCAAGGGUAGAGAGUUCCGAGUUGGUGUGCGUAACCAACUUGGGAAGAUCGAGGCACUCGAUGUUUCGACUGCUGCUCAAUAUUACGCCGGUUUGGAAUACGUGGAUCCAGAGCGUAUCGGUAUUUGGGGCUGGAGUUACGGCGGUUACUUGACUUGUAAAACCGUCGAAUCACAUUCCAAGGACUUCUCGAUGGCUUUGGCUGUAGCCCCCGUGACCGAUUGGCGAUUCUAUGACAGUAUCUACACCGAACGGUACAUGUCUACGCCUGAGUUGAACCCGCUCGGAUAUCAAACUUCGGCUGUCAGUCGAGCCGAAGGCUUUGGGAACCUAAGCUUCUCUUUGGCCCAUGGUUCUGCCGAUGACAAUGUCCAUUUUCUCAAUUCUGCGAGUCUCUUGGAUCGGUUGACCGGCAGCCACAUCCAUGGAUUUCAAUUCAGAAUGUUUCCCGACUCGGAUCACAGUAUUUCGGCUAGAGGUGCUUAUAAAGAAUUAUUUGGCUGGAUGACCGAUUUCUUGCUUCGCCGAUGGGGCCACGGCCUCGCUUCUUCGGUCCAUCUGAACCAGACUAUUGACAUAGAUGCCCUACUCAAUUGAUUUUUGUUUCCUCGCCUGCUUUGAAUAUCAUCAUCAUCAUUUUGUUUUUCUCAUCCAUUGACUUGAUUUAUUUUCAUCGUUCUUUUUUUUUUUUUCUGCAUGGUUGGGUUUUGUAGUACUCUUUCUCUCAGUUUGU
Messenger RNA from Puccinia graminis f. sp. tritici CRL 75-36-700-3, 2954 nucleotides. RefSeq lists its product as uncharacterized. Gene Ontology annotation, molecular function: dipeptidyl-peptidase activity; serine-type endopeptidase activity. The transcript has 14 exons. The record is from RefSeq and is a predicted model, not a curated record. Gene Ontology annotation, biological process: proteolysis. NCBI's taxonomy places the organism in Eukaryota, Fungi, Basidiomycota, Pucciniomycetes, Pucciniales, Pucciniaceae. Bases 41 to 2818 code for a protein of 925 amino acids.